UUAGAAACUCUGGCAAUAUCUAAAAUCCAUUAUACAUGCAAACACAAAAAAGGAAAUAGGUUAUUCGUAGUUUUCAAUACAACUUCUGUUUCUUACCUCCAAAAUAUGAGCCUAGCUCGAAAUAUAUAUGUUCUAGCUUAACGGAGAGUCGGAACCCGAAAAGCUACAGUGUAGUUCGAGCGAGCUAGGCCGAAUUUAAGCCAUUUGAAUAGUAAGAGCUGAGCAGCUAGGAAAGAAAAUGAAAGAAAUUAAGAUGAAUUCAUGGUUGUUAAUGGUGUGUUUUGGUUUUGGUUUUGGUUGGAUGUCACAAGUCGUUAAUGGUAAUAUUGGAGAAUGGGAUGAGGUGUGGAAGAAGCGCUCCGAGGAGUCUUGGAAUAGAACUCUUGAGACCUAUGAGCCCAUCCCAGAACACAUAGUUAGUCAUUUGAAUGUGCAUGCCAAAAAGGCAGUAAAGGAAAUAGAAAAAGUAAGUUCAGAUGCAAAUAGCACAAGAAGGGAGCUACUAAGGGGGUACACGGGUCCGUGCAUGGUGACAAACCCGAUCGACCGUUGCUGGAGAUGCCAGCCGAAUUGGGCGCAGAGGCGGUUCAGGUUGGCCGACUGCGUCUUAGGGUUCGGAUACAAAACGACCGGCGGCAAGAACGGCGCCUUCUACGUGGUGACGGACCCUUCGGACUCGGACUUGAUAAGCCCUAGGCCGGGAACCCUACGGCACGCCGUGAUCCAGAAGGAGGCGCUGUGGAUCAUCUUCGAGCGCAGUAUGCUCAUCGUCCUCCAGCAGGAGCUCAUCAUGCAGGGCGACAAGACCAUCGACGGCCGCGGCGUCCGCGUCGACAUCGCCUACGGCGCCGGCAUCACCAUCCAGUUCGUCAGCAACGUCAUCAUCCACAACAUCCGGAUCCACGACAUCGUCAGCAAGAGCGGCGGCAUGAUCAGGGACUCCGUCGACCACUACGGCUUCCGCACCGUCAGCGACGGCGACGGCAUCUCCAUCUUCGGCUCGCAGAAUAUCUGGAUCGACCAUGUCUCCAUGAAGAAUUGCAGCGACGGGCUGAUUGACGCCAUCGAGGGCUCCACGGGCAUCAGCAUCACCAACAGCCACUUCACCGAUCACGAUGAGGCGCUGCUCUUUGGUGCCAAUGAUUUAGCGACUUACGAUGACAAAAUGCAAGUGACGGUAGCUUUCAACCAUUUUGGGAAGAGACUGGUGCAGAGACUGCCACGGUGCAGAUUUGGAUAUUUUCACGUGGUGAACAAUGACUACACUCAUUGGAAAAUGUAUGCGAUUGGGGGAAGCAGUCAUCCCACCAUCAUUAGCCAGGGCAACAGAUUUGUGGCGGAUCACCCUUUUGCGAAGCAGGUGACGAAGAGGGAGAAGUCUCCAGAAUCAGAGUGGAUGAAAUGGACAUGGGUAUCAGAGGGAGACCUAUUUUUGAGAGGUGCAUAUUUUGUGGAAUCGGGCGAUAAGGAUUGGACGAAGAAACAUCCGGAGCUGUAUGACAAGAUUAUGGCAGCUCCAGCAAAACAUACAGCAGAAAUGACCAAAUUUGCAGGCGUUCUUGGUUGUACGGUGGGAGAACCAUGCUAAACUAAACCAUAAUUAGGAGUAGAUCAUUCAUUGUACAAAUGUAUGAAUUUAAUUUCAAGUAAUUUCAUCUUUAUGCUUCGUUUA
This is a messenger RNA of Salvia miltiorrhiza (redroot sage), 1672 nucleotides long. Its product is annotated as probable pectate lyase P59. Lineage: Eukaryota; Viridiplantae; Streptophyta; Magnoliopsida; Lamiales; Lamiaceae. The record is from RefSeq and is a predicted model, not a curated record. The transcript is spliced from 4 exons. The coding region runs from base 239 to 1588 and encodes 449 amino acids. Gene Ontology annotation, molecular function: pectate lyase activity.